AAUCUUUCAGUAUUCUCGCAGUGGCUCUGUGAUUAAGUUGUAAGCGCAGCAAAACUCGCAAAUUUCAUUGUGUUUCAUUUAUGAAUGUAUUUGAGUAUAUAUUUCGUAUAAAAUAUAGGUAUAUAUAACAUAUGUAUAUACAAAUAAUUUCCAUUAAAUAAUUGUGUAAAAUUUAAUCACCAACAUCUUCUGGUGAUGGGUAUUCUUCGAUGUGGUAUGCUCUUUAGCAUACUCUCAUACCAGCUACUCGUUAUUACAGUUGCACAAAACGCAUGUAUAUACUCUGCUGAUACGGAAGGUAUUUGCAGACCAUACGCUGAUUGCAAGGAAUUACACCAUAGAGUAAUAUUCCAAAAUGAUGCUUGUGAGGCAAAUACUUAUUGUUGUCCUAAUAAUCUUAUAACGCCGCCACAUAUUAAUAAUGUAAAUAACUACAAGUCAGAACUCAAGCCCAAUCGUGAAAAUCCUCCUUUAACGGAUGAACAGAUUCGUGCAAUUUGGGACGAACCUGCGCAAGAUCGCAGUCAACCUCAAUUCGACAAUACAGCAUUUUUACCAGCUGUCGAAAAUGUACAAAUACCACGACUAUCUAAUGGCAAUUGGAAUUUGAACCCUACCUAUGAACCAGAGGUUCAAGAAAAUCCAAAUAUAAAGGCACCAUGGGGUAAUGAUGAUCAAAUAUUUUUUCCAACAGCUGUUCCAGGGUUUCAAGUGUAUCCAGAAAUUCCACAACAACACAACCCGGCCUUUAAUGCCAUUUUGAAUUCGAACCCUACCUAUGAACCAGAAGUUCACGAAAAUCCAAAUAAACAAGUAAAUGCACCAUGGGAUAAUGAUGAUCAAAUAUUUUUUCCAACAGCUGUUCCAGGGUUUCAAGUGUAUCCAGAAAUUCCAAAACUACACAACCCGGCCUUUAAUGCCAUUUUGAAUUCGAACCCUACCUAUAUGCCAGAGUUUCAAGAAAAUCCAAACAUAAAUGAACUAUGGGGAAAUGGUGAACAAGUAUUUCCACCAAUAGCUGUGCCAGGAAUUCCAAAGCAUCCAUUUCAUCCAUCAAUAGCUAUUUCAGGCAGUCAAGUGAACACAGUAAAUGAUUUAGUGAAAGUUCCAGAUAUUCGAUUACAACCAGUAUAUCCAUCUACAACUGCCGUCGUCACCGAAAGUGCUACUCAAACUACGCCAAAACCAAUAACCACGACUACUACAGAAGCAGUACCAGUUUUCAAUGAGGAGUUCUAUAGACGUUUAGGAUUAGCUUUCGGUAAUAAAUACAACCAAUACCAACAGCAAGACGUUGUUACACCACAAAUUGACGUUGAAACGUCAACAGUGGAUGUAAUAAUCGAAGAAGUUACAACGAAUACUUCUAGUGUCAUGAGCAAUUUAAACCAAUUGGGUUUGUAUAAAUUAAACUCGCAAAAGUGUGGUUUUGUACAUAUUGAAAGUGAUCCGUCGGAGAGCAAUGCUGAGGCGCAUUUACUUGAAUUCCCCUGGUUGGCUUUGUUGCGUUAUGAAAGCGGGAGUAGAACUCCAAAUUUUUCGUGUGCUGGCUCGCUGAUCACCGAACGUUGGGUGCUGACGGCAGCAAGUUGCAUUCGGAAAACAUUAAUCGGCGUACGCUUAGGUGAAUAUAAGAUAUCAACCAAAUCGAACAAGGACUGCGUGCGAAACUUAUGUUCUAUUUAUAAGGAUUAUAAAAUAGCCAAUUCAGUAAACCACCCGGAUUAUAAACCGGAAACGGGUGUCAAGGAUAUUGCACUAAUAAAAUUAAAAGCGAGAGUUGAUAUGACUAAAAAUAUCAAAACGAUUUGCUUACCUACAAAAGUUGAACACUUCAAUGUGCCCUAUGAUAAUACGCCUCUCACAAUAUCCGGUUGGGGUUUGAACAAAACAGGUGCCACCGAAGUGUUGAAGAAGCACGCUAUUAAUCGCAGUAGGUCACGAGUUUGCCAACAAGCUCUACCAGAACAGCGCGUGCAUCAAUCCAAACUUUGCUUAACCACACGCCAUGAGGAGCCCAGUACUUGCAGCGGAGAUAACGGUGGUCCCAUUGUAUGGCUGGUGAACGAUAACACUCAAUUUUUUACACAAAUCGGCGUUGUGCCGUUCGGCAUGGAUAAAUGCGGCGCUGUUGAUGGUGUUAUUUCGGCUUAUUAUGUAGAGAGUGUGGCCGAUUCAAUGGAUUGGAUUACGAAAGUUAUUGGCGAGGAUGAGUGAUGGAGAAAUACGGAUUAGUUAAAAAUUAUAGUUAUAAAACUGAAGAAAAAAAUCGUAUAUUGAGGUGUUAAUAUUAUGACUUAUAAAUAAUUAAGGAAGAACUACUUUGACACUUCUAAAGUUUAAUUGACCCAAGUUUUGGGUAUUGUAUUAAAAAUUUGCUAUAAUUUUUUCUAUCCUCGAAAGAAAAGUGAAUCGUAAUAUUACGAUUUUCGAUUUCGCUACACUUCAGUUCCAAAAUUGAUUAACUUUACUCAUUUAAAUUUAAAAAUAUACUUUUUCUUUGUUCUAUAUAAACUAACUUUAUAACUUCUUAACGAAAAUAAAUUAUUAGACUGGUGCAAA
Messenger RNA from Bactrocera dorsalis (oriental fruit fly), 2562 nucleotides. Its product is annotated as transmembrane protease serine 4. Gene Ontology annotation, molecular function: serine-type endopeptidase activity. NCBI's taxonomy places the organism in Eukaryota, Metazoa, Arthropoda, Insecta, Diptera, Tephritidae. The record is from RefSeq and is a predicted model, not a curated record. The coding region runs from base 196 to 2217 and encodes 673 amino acids. The transcript is spliced from 6 exons. Gene Ontology annotation, biological process: proteolysis.